GGAAGCGGAGAAAGGGCGACGUGUGCGGGCGGGCAGCAUGGCGGGGCGGCUGGAGCCGCACCUGGAGGCGCUGCGGCGGGAGCUGCGAGCGCCCGACCCCACCGUGCUCUCCGUCCUCUUGGCGCUGCUCGUCGUCGCCGUCACGCUCCUGGUCUGGAGGUUCGUGCAGGGCAGGAGGAGCAGUCGGAAGGCGGUGCUGCUGCUGGGCCUCUGCGACGCGGGGAAGACGCUGCUUUUCGCGCGGCUGUUGACUGGCAAAUACCGGGAUACCCAGACCUCGAUAACUGACAGCUCUGCAGUUUAUAGAGUCAGCAAUGACAAGAGUGCUAGCGUGACCUUAAUCGACCUUCCAGGCCAUGAGAGUUUGCGGCUUCAGUUCUUGGAGAGGUUCAAGGCUGCAGCCAGAGCCAUCGUGUUUGUGGUGGACAGUGUGGCCUUUCAGCGGGAGGUGAAGGAUGUGGCGGAGUUCCUGUACCAGGUCCUGGUCGAUAGCACUGUGCUCAAAAAUGCACCUGCGCUGCUGAUUGCUUGCAAUAAGCAAGAUGUCACAACAGCAAAAUCGGCAAAACUUAUUCAACAGCAGCUGGAGAAAGAGCUCAACACCUUACGAGUGACCCAUUCUGCAGCCCCUACCAGUCUGGAUGGCUCAGCCACUGGGGGCCCUGCCCAGCUGGGGAAGAAGGGCAAGGACUUCGACUUCUCCCAGCUACCCAUGAAGGUAGAAUUUGUGGAGUGCAGUGCUCGGGGCAGUAAGGGAGAAGAAGGAGAUGCUGACUUCAAGGGCCUUGAGAAAUGGCUGGCCAAGGUUGCCUGAACAGAAGAGAGCAUAGCUGGAGGGAGAGACUUGGGGAGGCUGGCGGGGGUAGGACACUUGGAGACUGAAAGGAAAAAGAUGGCCUGAAGCACUCAAAUCUCAUCUUGCUGUAGAAGAAAAUUCAGCUGGAAACCAGCAUUGCAGUGUCUUCCUCCACUGUUCAUGGGCUUGGAAGCAACAUGACAAUUGCUGGCAUGAUUUCCUCUGACUGUCUCUUCACACUGCAACAUUUUUUUUCCUCUCCCCUCUUCCUUUGUCUUCCUCUGGGAUGCUGACCCUUUGGAAUUCUGUGUUUCCUUAAUCUUUAGGCUUUUAAUUUGGGAGUUGCAAAUUAGGAAGGAGUGAACCGCCAGGUGAGUUUGAGAUUGGAGUCUGCGUGUUGGUUCUGCCUUGGUUUAGCAUUGCAAUCCUGUUACCUCUUGGAGCUACUGAUCACCUCCUGAUUCUGACUUCUUUCCCUAGCCUCUCACUGCUUGGGAGCACUGUGCGCAUCAUCUGUGCUGCCCCAGCAAAGUGCACAAACUCUCUCUGUUGGGCAGUCAUUGUGGAGAGUAUAAAAACCUGUUUACCUCUGUUUCCCCUACCUUCUUGUUCUUCCAAACUGAUGCAGUCUUGUUUCCGUGGGACUGGAGUGGUCUAUUAGAUGCCAAGACCAGGCUGGCUGAUCUGCCUUCGUCACUGUGCACUGCCUGCAUCCUUUGGUGCGUCUUUGCAUGAUUUCCACUGUUGGACAGUUCUUGGGAGCUUUUCCUUUAAUGUAGGCCUAUGUCCUGAAAGCUUGUUUCACUCUGCUUCUCCUUCCCAUACUUCAGGCUCUUCUCCCACAGAUAUCUGUGCACGCUCUCCUAUAACUCUGCCACUUGUAGGGUCUUAGCUUGAGACCUUGAGGCAGGCAUUUUUUUUAGAUUUAUGCCUACAUUUUACAUGAGAUCUGGCAUGACAGGUGUUUACUGUGCAGUCCCCUUCUGUCUCCUGUGUGAUCUCAACUGUUAAUCUUGCAGGGAAGAUCGAGGGGAUGCCUGUUGCUGUAGCUGUCGCAGUGGCUGAGCAGGCUGCUGGAGGCUGGUAGUGUUGGAGGGCUCUGAUUCAGUAUGCUUCUGAACUUCUCAAAGGACGCUGCUUUCCUUCCUAUGCUCUUGGCAGGGCCAUGGGCUAUCCAAAGGGAGAUCUUCCGGCAGCAUUGGUGUUGGUCAGGUGGGAGACAAGACCCUGGUUCUGUGCUGGACAUUCAGCUUCCCCUUCCUGAACAGCCUUAAAACACAGUUGCCCUAGGCAGCAGCUUUGUGUAGCUUUGUGCUCUGAUGGGGUGCCAUUUCUGUGCAGCACCUAUGUGAGGAUGAUUGCUCUCCAAGAUGCUACACUGCAGAUUGCGAGGUCCUAUAGCAUUGAAUUUUUUCUUGCUUUUUUUUUUGUUGUUUCCCGUUUUGUUUUGGGGUAGGAGGGAGAGGCUGGCUUCUGGCAGACCUUUUCAUUCCUUUGCAGGCUCCUUUCUGGUUUGAUGUUUCCUGCAUCACUCAACGGAUCUGUUGUAUUCUUUUUCCUUUCUGUCGGGGGCAUUCUCUGCCUCCCUGUAGCAUUGCCAGGUGUUAGUAGCAUCAGGAAGAGCAAGGCUGCCUCUUGCAAAGACCUGGCUCAUGAUGGAGUUGGGCCUUGGAUUUUCAGUCUUGUGAACACAGUGGCUCUUCUACUGUCCAUGCAGGAGGUGAGGAGGGACAUAUUUAGGAAGUAUGUUAUAUUCUUAUAUUUCCUGCAGCCAGAGCAUUGCUGGAACAUGCUUGCCAUGCUUUGUACUCCCUUAGCUGGAGCUUCUUCCCAGGCUGCCUGCUUUGAAUCUAUAAUGCUGAAGUGAGAAUAUUGCUAUUUCUUUGGGUGGCUAUUCUGCUUGCAAAGUCCUUGAAAAGCGAAGGCCAGGCACCAGCGUCUGCUGGGGUAAGGUAACAUGAGGCCAUAGUUGGUUUUAAGUUAUUAAAAGUACUCCUUAAACAAAAA
Phalacrocorax carbo (great cormorant) is the source of this 2803-nucleotide messenger RNA. The record is from RefSeq and is a predicted model, not a curated record. Lineage: Eukaryota; Metazoa; Chordata; Aves; Suliformes; Phalacrocoracidae.